AUGGCUCCUCAAACACUCCAAUCUCGUCAUGAACACAAGCUUCCUGUAGUAGAUGAUGAUACAGAUCAAAGGACUGAGCGAGUUCAACGAGCUCAAUGGCUCCGAGCUGCCAUUCUGGGUGCAAAUGAUGGCUUGCUCUCUACUACUUCAUUGAUGCUUGGCAUAGGCGCAAUUCGACAUGAUAGAUGGUCCAUGGUCCUCUCUGGAUUGGCUGGAGCUCUUGCUGGCGCCUGCAGCAUGGCGGUCGGGGAGUUUGUUUCCGUUUCCAUGCAGAGGGAUAUCGAAGAGGCAACUGCAAACACAAUGAAAGGAGAGGAGAAUAACAUCAUUGGCAAGGAAACACUGCCAAGCCCAUAUAAGGCAGCAGCUGCAUCAGCCUUGGCAUUUUUGUGUGGGUCAUUUGUUCCAAUAGCAUCCGCAAUGUUUGCGGCUCACAACACAGUGAGGACUGUGGUGAUUGUCGUGGUGGCCUCAUUAGCUCUGGCUCUGUUUGGAGGAGUGGGAGCUCAGCUUGGUGGAGCACCAAUCAGGGUAUCGGCGGUGAGAGUUCUGGUUGGGGGUUGGGUCGCCAUGGCAAUCACCUAUGGGUUGCUCAAGCCUUUUGAGAAAGAAGAAUAA
Messenger RNA from Vitis vinifera (wine grape), 618 nucleotides. Its product is annotated as vacuolar iron transporter homolog 1-like. Gene Ontology annotation, molecular function: manganese ion transmembrane transporter activity; iron ion transmembrane transporter activity. NCBI's taxonomy places the organism in Eukaryota, Viridiplantae, Streptophyta, Magnoliopsida, Vitales, Vitaceae. The record is from RefSeq and is a predicted model, not a curated record. Gene Ontology annotation, biological process: intracellular manganese ion homeostasis. The transcript is spliced from 2 exons. The coding region runs from base 1 to 618 and encodes 205 amino acids. Gene Ontology annotation, cellular component: membrane.